GCUUCGAGGAUUCACUUCCGCUCCGGUCACGUGACUUGCAUCUCCCUGGCGGGGUGUAGUAGCCCCUGUUCUGUGCAGUGUUUCGUUCUAUCUUUUGGCCCUCAAAAUUACCUCUUCAGUUUUAUUCAGCAUCUAGGAGAUUAGGGAGGAGAGUAUCAGCUUAAUUUGCACCAUGGAUCAAGAGUACGAUGGAUAUAUGGAAGAAGAGGAGGAGUGGGACAGAGAAGGAUUACUCGACCCGGCAUGGGAAAAGCAACAGAAAAAGACGUUUACAGCAUGGUGCAACUCCCACUUACGAAAGACUGGCCCACAGAACCAAAUCGAGAACAUCGAGGAGGACUUUCGGAACGGCCUCAAGCUGAUGCUGUUGUUAGAGGUGAUCUCCGGGGAGCACUUACCCAAGCCAGACCGUGGCAAGAUGCGCUUUCACAAGAUCGCCAACGUGAACAAAGCCCUGGAUUUCAUAGCCUCCAAGGGUGUCAAGCUCGUCUCUAUAGGUGCCGAAGAAAUCGUGGAUGGCAAUGUGAAAAUGACCCUGGGUAUGAUCUGGACCAUCAUCCUCCGUUUCGCCAUCCAGGACAUCACAGUUGAAGAACUGACAGCCAAGGAGGGACUGCUGUUGUGGUGCCAGAGAAAGACGGCGCCCUACAAGAACGUCAAUGUACAGAACUUCCACCUCAGCUGGAAGGACGGUCUUGCCUUCUGUGCCUUGAUCCACCGCCACCGACCUGAGCUCCUUGACUACUACAAGCUAUCAAGGGAAAACCCACUGGAGAACCUCAACACAGCUUUCGACAUUGCAGAGAAGCAUCUGGACAUCCCCAGGAUGUUGGACCCCGAGGAUAUGGUGAAUUCUGCCAAACCAGACGAGAGAUCCGUCAUGGCAUACGUGUCUUCCUACUACCACGCCUUCUCGGGUGCUCAGCAGGCUGAGACUGCAGCCAACAGAAUCUGCAAGGUCCUGAAGGUGAACCAGGAGAACGAGCGCCUCAUGGAGGAGUACGAGAGACUGGCCAGCGAUCUCCUGGAAUGGAUCCGCCGCACCCGCCCCUGGCUGGAGAACCGCACGACAGACAACACGCUGCCGGGCACGCAGCGGCGCCUGGAGGAGUUCCGCGACUACCGCCGCUCACAGAAGCCGCCCAAGCUGGAGGACAAGGCCAAGCUGGAGAACAGCUUCAACACGCUGCAGACGCGCCUCCGCCUCUCCAACCGCCCCGCCUACCUGCCCACUGAGGGCAAGAUGGUUUCGGACAUUGCCAAUGCUUGGAAAGGACUCGAGACAGCAGAGAAAGGCUUUGAAGAGUGGCUGCUCUCUGAGCUGCAAAGAUUGGAGCGCCUGGACCACCUGGCCCAGAAGUUCCGCCAUAAGUGUGAGAUCCACGAGGAGUGGGCCACGGGCAAGGAGGAGAUGCUGCAGUCCGGAGACUUCAAGAGGUGCCGCCUCAAUGAGCUCAAGGCCAUGAAGAAGAAGCACGAAGCAUUUGAGAGUGAUUUGGCAGCUCACCAAGACAGAGUUGAACAAAUCGCAGCCAUUGCCCAGGAGCUCAACACCCUGGACUACCAUGACGUUGCUACAGUUAAUGCAAGAUGCCAGCGUAUCUGUGACCAGUGGGACGUCCUUGGCCAGCUGACCACCAAGAGGCGCGAGGGUUUGGAGGAAGCCGAGCGUAUCCUGGAGCGCAUCGAUCAGCUGCACCUUGAGUUUGCCAAGAGGGCUGCUCCCUUCAACAACUGGAUGGACGGUGCCAAGGAGGACCUUAUGGACAUGUUCAUUGUGCACACCACAGAGGAGGUGCAGGGCUUGAUCGACGCCCACGAGCAGUUCAAGGCCACCCUGGGCGAGGCUGACAAGGAGUACUCGACCAUCGUCAGUCUGGUCCAGGAGGUGACCAGGCUGGGCCAGCAGUUCGGCAUCACCCCACCGGACAACCCGUACACCACCCUGCACGCACAGGAGGUUCAGGAAGCCAUGAUCUUUGAGAACCGCUAUACGCAAUAUACAAUGGAGACGUUGAGAGUUGGUUGGGAACAGCUGCUCACAGCUAUUGCCAGGAACAUGAAUGAAGUUGAAAACCAGAUCUUGACCAGAGACUCCAAGGGCAUCAGCGAGGCUCAGAUGAACGAGUUCCGCAUGUCCUUCAACCACUUUGACAAGAACCGCACCAAGAGGCUGGAGCCUAAGGAGUUCAAGGCUUGCCUCAUCAGUUUGGGCUACAAGAUCAGAGAUGACAAGCAGGGCGAGGCCGACUUCCAACGCAUCAUGUCUAUCGUGGAUCCGAACCGCACGGGUUACGUGACGUUUGAGGCGUUCCUGGACUUCAUGACCCGCGAGACGGCCGACACAGACACAGCCGAGCAGGUCAUGCAGUCUUUCAAGAUUCUGGCUGGAGACAAGCCUUUCAUCACAGCCCAGAUCCUGCGCCAGGAGCUGCCUCCCGACCAGGCUGAGUACUGUAUCCAGCGCAUGGCUCCUUACUCGGGCCGCGACGCUGUGCCCGGCGCCCUCGACUACAUGUCCUUCUCCACAGCCCUCUAUGGCGAGAGUGACCUCUAAAAGCCGACCGGGCAAUAGCCGCCAUGCUACCGCCCCGCCCCCAUCCUUCCCCCGCUCCCCGCACACGAUUGGGGUGCUAGGGUUGUCUCAUUUAGGCUCUCUUCUCCCCCUCCUCCACCUCCUCCUCCUCUCUCCUUCCUUCUCUUUAUCUCCUGCUCGUUCUGGCUCUUUCACGGUCUGUCUGGUGCACGUUUCCUCUCUAAACGACCCUGGACUAUCCUCCCCACCCCCACUCCCCCUUGACCCACUCUUUGUCUGAUGCAGGAGUCUCUUCCAUAUCACAGGGCCUCCCAAAUCCUUGUAUUUGUGGGAAGCUUCCAAGCAGGGUUUUUUCUUCUUAAAAAGGGCUCAACUGUGAGGUGCUAGUCCAGAGAAAUGGCAGUCUGUAGGUACGAAGUCGUGAAGUACAAAGUCGUGAAGUACAUCCUUUCAGGUUGGAUGAAGUGACUAAUUCCUCCACGUAGUGUGGUGUAGUCUUUGAUGACUCGUUUUGAAAGGAAAGGUGAAAAUUUCAUCGUUUAUUUACAACCACACGAAAAUGGCAAAAGAUGAUAGUAGUUAUCGAGCAUAAAGGGGUUUAAAAAAUACUUCUUUUUUUUUUUCUCUCUCUCUCUUCUAUAGCACAUAAUGUCAUUAUUGCUGAUGAGUUCCUCCUAAGUGUUCUGUGGGGUGGUCUGUGCGGGGUGAGGGCUGCCAUGGGUGUGGACUUUGAGUUGAGUGGGGAUGUCUGUCGCUUGUGUCAGGUCCAUGCUCUAGUGUUGGGUUCUGUAGAUAGAAUUUUAAAACUGUACAGUGUGUCAAGCAGCUAGUGUGUCGUGAUUGGUUCAUAGGUUUGUUUGUUUUUUUUUGUUUUGUUUUUGUGAGUUUUUGGACCCGAUUCUAAUUGGUUUUGUUUCUUUUUUUUUCUCUGUUCUGUAUUGUUUUUGUGAAAGUUGUAGUGGUAAAACAGAGAGAGAGUGUACUUGGUGUGUAGUUUUAUUUUUCCCAAAAAAAAAAUGUCCUCUAAGGGUUACUUUUGAGCCUGGUCACAUAUCAUUUUGAGAUAUUGAAUUUUGCAUUUGACUUGCACAGUUGUUUUAACACUAUAUCUCAUGAUCUAUAGGUGGUAGUCCUUUGUUAGUUUUAUGAGGCUCUGUUUUCAAGUCUUCUCCUUAGAAAUAUAUUAAUGCACAAACAUUUAUAUUUGAAGCUUGAUGAUAAUAAAUAUUGUUGUUACCAGAGAUAUUUCAGCGGGGUAUUCUUUUUUUACACGGUAAUCAAAACUUUUGUGGUUAAUGUUCAAAAGUUGGUUCAAAAUUGUUAGCCUCAUUUUUUUAAACUGAAGAGGCUACUUUUGUCUUUGGUUUCCCCCCAUUCAUUGUAUUUGCGGAAUUGGUUGUGACAGCUGUUGAAUGUGGCAUUUUUGUAUUAAUGGAGAGAAAUGAAAGCAAGGCUAAAUUUCAUUUUGAAGAAAAGAUUAGAACGACCGAUAUGAUGCAAUCUGCGAACACUCAGUGCCUUUCAUGCUGUGCUCCGUUGUAGUCUUGCCCCGUCUCCCUCGAUACGUCCUUCACCUUUUUCUGUAUGGAUGUGACAAAACAUCACAGUACAAGCAUUUCACCUGCUCAAUCUCAGUAGACAGCCUUUCAGAGCCCUUGUCUUCCUCGUCUCCCUCUCCCCCACCCCCUACAGUCUGUAGGUAUUUUGUAUUUGUCCCUCGUCAACUGGCUUUGUUUUGAGAAAAGAAUGUCUAGACACCUUGUUACCAAGCCACACACUCAAGCUGCCGGCUCUCUGCUGAGCCAUUUGUUGUUGAGUGUACGUGUGUGUGGAGCCUCAUUUUUGGGCCCUCGCAUGUGAGUGUUUAUAACAUUUGAGUGUAAUACUAUCUGUUGACAUUGGACUCUUAUGUCUGGACAAAGUUGGAUAUAUUUUUGUGUUGAUCUAUUUAUUGUUUGUACACACGGAAUGAACACCCGACAACAUGGCAGCCUAGGUGUAUGGUGAAAUCACUCAGCAAGUGCCAGAGUGACAGAAAAACAUGUGAACUUCUUUCCAUUUCCAUACACCACCACUACCACUUUUCCGUCUUGUGCUUGAGCAUGCAGAAUGGUGGCUGCCUUUUGUAAUUUUUUAAAGACAGUAGUGUAGCUCUUACUUUGGCGAACCAACAAGUACCGCUGUGUCAAGCUGUGGAUCUACCUUUGGUGUCUCUCGUGUCCUUUGUCCCAGGCGAGACCAGGCAGAAACUUUUCCCCAUGGUGGGACUUCUCUGUCCAUAGUCGUUACACACACGCAUUUCUUUACAAUGCCUGCCAGGAGGCCAACCCUCUUUUGUAGUGUGGGCAAAAUUGCCAUCAGUGACCCAAGGGAAGAGCUAUUAGCAAUCUGAGGAAGUCAUAACCUUAGUAUGGAGAUUGUAAAGCGCAUAGAGCUUUCUGUGAAGCAGUGAUAUGCGCUAUACAAAUGCUGUUUGUUAUCAGUUGGAAUUCUCAGUAUUGGUGAGACCCUCGCUGUCAUCACUGCCAUUUUACAAACUGUCCCAGCUGCACUUGUGCAGAUAUUCUCGAUCAACUGACCGCUUAUCUGAAUUUGAAGCACACCACUAUAACGACCAAAACCACCACCACAAUCAUUGUGACGGAUAGGUUUCUUUUGGGUGUGUGCAGAAAGCAAUACUUUUUUUUGGUACCGUACUGGAAGCGGGGCCGUGGGUUAGCAGGUUGUUGUUCCACUCUCUGAGAAUUUCGCUUUAGUGAUGGAGGUCAUGACGGAGGCCAUCCCUGACUAGCGUUUGGCCAAGUGGCCCGUGGAGGCCGCCACUCUGUAACGUGACUGACCACAUGUGGCGUGCGGCACAGUUAAGGACGUAACAGCUUAAACAUGAUUCACCUUAUCCCUUAAUGUUGCUGCCUGAUUGCCGGUGAGAGAUUUUUGCUCGAACUGUCAAAGUUGACUAUUCCUGAAGCAGACUAUACAUUGAUAUAGAUUAGAAACAUUUGAGUUGUUAGAACAUCUCCUGUUCCUUUGUUCUAUGAUUCUAGUGUUCCCAGCAAGUUUAUCUGUAGUGGUGACUGACUGUUUAGCACAAACGACUGGUGGUGUGAGGGAGGGCUACCGUAUAUAUAUGUCCAGUUGUUUGGUGAUGCGGCGUGUCUGUAUACGUCUAUCUAUCCGUCUCACUCUCAUUUUGUGGUUCCACUCCUGUCUACCCAGCUCCUCACUUUGGAUGAGAAUACUUGAUGACUGAACACACACAACACACACACACUUUUGUUCUUGCUCUUCCAGCAAUGUGUAUAGUUAACCAAUGCCCUCUCAUGACUUGUAGAUAAAUCAAGAAAGAAGGAAAAAAAUCGAUAAUUCUUUGAGAAGACUGAAUGGAAUGCCCUUUGUUGUUGUCUGUUUUAGGAACGUGUGCCUGUGGCAUGACCGUGUGUGUGUGUGUGUGUGUGUGUGUGUGUGUGCGCGCGCCUGUAUAAUCAGAAGUAUGUAAGUUUACAUUGUUGCAAGGCCACUGUAGUGUACUAUGAGAAAACAGUUAGAGUGAAUAUCAAACGAGUAGAUGCUUGGGACUUUUUGUUCCACUUUUCCAAUGUUUGCUGUUUGUUAUUUUUCCUUUGUCCUUUCCUUAAAUUUACAUGUAUGUAUUGACACUAUCCUUGAGUUGUAUGAAGUCUCUUAAUGCAGUUUUAUGUGACGGAGUAAAUGAGUGUGUCACAGGUUGGACUAUUUGACGAUUUAUGUGCCCAUUCCUGAGGAAGAUCUGACCAAAUUGUGUUGAUAAUGCCGUAAAACAUCUACUACAUUAAAUCAUCAAUCUGUCAGAAAUAUCAAAUGAAAUGUAAAUGUUUGCUCCCACAAACAGCAGGAAGCCAGUCUGUCUUUAUAACGAAACAAUCGUUCUUGUUAAAAAACAGGAACAGUUUUAAUAGAGUUCCUAUCCUUGAGGCUGGUCUGUGGAUGUGUGGAAAACAAAGGGUAUAAUUUUUUUCGUAUGGAAAAAGGGGAAUGGGGCUUCCUUCAUUACUCGAGAAAUAUGUUGUCCGAACUUGUGAACCUCAUUACCCGUUCCUCAGGUCCACGCAUGUGGGCCACACACAGCUUUUCACCUGAAUUUGAAUGAACUCGAGAAAACCUCAAUCAGAUCUUUAACAAAAGAGAGAGAGACAGGGUGUGGAAAAGAUCAAGAAUGUGUGAGGAAUGCCUGUGCUUGUGUGUGCGACAGGUAGAUACCAUUGCAUGAGCUGCAUUUCAUUUGGGUUUUUUUUUUGUUUUUUGUUUUUGUUUUUGUUUUCUAUGCCCUCUUUCCUUGUACUGGCCAGAUGUAGCCUAAUAGUAGAAGACAUUCUUGCUAUUAUUACUGUGCUUAUUGCUUUAUGAACUACCGCGGCUAAACCAUGAGAGGACAGCUGUGUCGGACAUGCCGGAAAAACGAUGGUUACUAUAUAUUUAAUCCCUGGUGUCAUAAUUAUAUAAUGACGAGUAAAGAAUAAUUAUACUGGUCUCUAAGGAAUUGGGGUAAACUUUUGUAUCUUUUUUGUUUAAGUUAAACUACAAAUUUUAUCAUCCUAUUGUAUGAUGUAAUCGCUUUUUACCACUUACUUCAAACAUUUUUCUCCAAACUUUGUUGUUAUUUCCUUCAAAUCUCCAGAAAUAAUGGCUUACGAUAUACCCAAUACCGCAUCUUAUUGUACAAAAUGUUUCACUUUGUUGAAGUGCUUAACAUAAAAUAAGUUUAGAACAAGCGACUGGUAGACGCACCUGAAUAGAGCAUGAUUCUGACAUUCUACUUGUUUCCUUCUUUUUUGUCUUUUUUUUUUGUAGUCCUUUGUUUUCAUGCGAUAGUUAUGAGCUCUUGUGGGGUUUACUCUUGGAGCGUAUAACUAGUGCUUCAUUUACGAGCUACCAGCUUAGUGUGAAAGUGGACUUUUGUUGUACUAGUACUGUGGAAUGAUGUUCAGUUUUCAGGCUGGGAUAGGAAGCUACCGACUUUCGAUUUGUAUACGUAUUUUAUACGUAUCGAAAUUGAAUUAAGUGGGUUAGUUUUCCUUUUAUUUUUUUGUUACUUUCGUUAGUUUUAGUGUAGUGUCUAGAUUUUUUGAUUUUUUUCUCGGUGCGAAGUCUGCGCUCAUGAGUUUUCGUCGAAACGUUACCACAGUUUGUUUUCUUUUAACAGUUUUUUUUUCCUGUAUAUUUUUUUUUCAGUAUCGUUAUUGAAUAUUAUACAUUUUAUAUUUGUUUCCUCUCUCUGUGUGUUUCAUAAAAAAAAGUGUUUCCACGUGACUGUGGUUUAGGUACUGCUGCUGUGAACUAGCAACAGAGAUGGUAUUAUAUUAUUACUAUUAUUAUUAUUAUUAAUAUUACAACAAGUUAUGACCAUGAAUCAAAUUUAGUCAUGCAGGGAUGGCCACCCUAAACCAGCUCUGUCCUCCAAUAGUAACCAAAAUAAAGUAUUGAAUACCCAUUCUU
Aplysia californica (California sea hare) is the source of this 8008-nucleotide messenger RNA. RefSeq names its product alpha-actinin. The record is from RefSeq and is a predicted model, not a curated record. NCBI's taxonomy places the organism in Eukaryota, Metazoa, Mollusca, Gastropoda, Aplysiida, Aplysiidae. Gene Ontology annotation, molecular function: calcium ion binding; actin filament binding. Gene Ontology annotation, cellular component: cell junction; plasma membrane; cell projection. Gene Ontology annotation, biological process: muscle cell development; actin cytoskeleton organization.